CAAAACAAAUCUUUCGCAAGGAAUACAUUAUAGCUCGAAAUUACAAACGAAAUCAAUUUAUUUAUGAAAUGAAUAAAGAUAUUAAUCGUAUAUAGAAGUAGGACAUUUAAUAAUAACAAAUUGAAAUUUCUAAGUGCUCAUACGUGAUUCUCGAAGUGAUACGAAUUUUCGAAACAUUUUCAUCACAUGGGCCGAUAUCGAUUGCUCAUCGAUUUAUUUCGUAAUCCUCGAAAUAUAUCCUGAAAUCAAAUUCAACUCACGCCUUCGAUAUAAGACACGUCACGUAGAACCUUAAAGCAUAAUAAAUCGCUCGGUAAAGCUCGAAACACUAUCUCCGUUAAAAGAAAACUCGAUUUACCGUUCGUUCAUUGAACAGUAACGUUCGAACGUUUAAGAACGUCGUCAUCCUUCUUUUAAACAAACUCUUGCUUUUUCUUUUAAAAACGUUAUUGUUACAAAGAAACGAUCCUUUCGUGUGUUAACACGUGUCGAUGAUAAUCAACGGAAAUUUUACUUGAUUGGUUAUUAUCAAUCAUAUUCCGAGAAAGUGAAAGGACGAUAGGUAAGCUACGUAAAGAUAAAAAAAAACACAUUUUCGAACGAAAUAAAGAUUUUUCUUUUCACGAAUUCUUGAAGAAGAAGAAAAAGGAGAAGAGGAGGAGGUGGAGGAGGAGGAAGAAGAAAAAAAAUCUUUCGUAAAAAUUCUGGCAAAAUAAAAAAAAAAAAUAAAAGAGAAAACAGAAAAAAAAGUUCAGAACAGAGAAACGUAACUUCGAUGAUCGUAGAAUGAGAGAAGAUCUUUCUAACAAAAUUUGUCAUUCCUUUGGGACUUCUUCGUGGAAAACUUACAACGCGUUUUACGUGAGAAGAAUGGAUCUUUGAUUCGAGGGAGAGUUAACGUUAUCCAGAGUCUUCGGCGUUCGUUGAAUCGCAUGGGUUUCUUUAUUCCCCACUCGCUACUUCUCUGAUGCCUUCGUUGUUAUUUCAUCAUUGGAUCGCCGGUUGGCUCUUGCUGGGUUUAUUUGGAUCAAACAUGUCUGAUUGUCAAAAUUUAUACUUGAUGCCGUACGGAACUUAUUACGACGAUUACCGAAUUGAAUCAAACGAUCGUGUCAAAUAUGUCGUACCAGAAACGUAUUAUCAAUACUCACCUCCUGUAGAUUCAGAUCUCGAAAAUAAUAUUUUAAGAAAGAAUCGUUUGAAUUUUCCGCCGUCGAAUCCAUCAAGCUACGAUUAUAUCGCUCCGUCACAGGAUAUCCUUGAUAAUAAACGUCGUCCUGAUGAAAACGAUGAGAAUAACGUUUGGUUGGAUGAAGAGAUUCUUGAAAAAAUGAAUGCACUCGAAAGAAUGCUAUCGGAUGAGUCGAACGAGAAGGAUUUCGAGACGAAAAAUUCUAUCAACGAUAAAAUCAUUUCGGACUCUAUCAUGCCGGAAGAAACAAAGAGGGUCGUCAGACAAGUUCGUAAACAGAGACCAGGAUUUUUUUGGACUCUGGCGAAGCUCGCUUUUGAGACGUUCAACGAUACUCAAUCGGCAAUCAAACAAAUUACUUCAAUAAUUAGUAACAGUAUUGGACCGGAUACGACAACUAAUAGAUCGACGAGCAGCGAUUCGUUGAUGGAAUCGAGUAAAACGUCGAUGAUGAGCGAUAGAAAUGAAACCGCAAUAACAACAGAAGCCACAAUGACGAACACGAAACAAACUCCAGUACUUACAAGAAGCGAACUUCAAUCAAUAAUUACUAGAAACAUCAAAGGAUUGAUUCGGUUAUUUAACAUUGAGUGGCAAGACGCCCUUAAACAAUCGGAUGUUAAUGUGGAUGAAUUUAGAAAGGAUCUUGGUAAGCAAGUAGGAACGUAUUUGCAAGAUAAUCCCAAUGCCUAUUGAAAACGGAUCAGUUGACAGUUAGUAUAUAUAUGUAUAUACAUAUGUGAUACGUGUAAAAUGGAACAGAUUUCUCUUAGACGUAAAAUAUGUAAAAUACGUCAUAAUUUAAUUAUACUUAUUUAACGAUGAAACAGCCAAAGAUCCGUUAUAAAAAAAGAAAAGAAGUUAAUUACAUAGAUACUACACGCGUGAAAUAUCACAAAUUAACUGUAUCUACAAUGUAACAUAAUUUGAGAUACUUAAUAGCUUUAAAUACGUAAUAACAACUGUAUAGUCUUUAUAAGCAUUCUUUUAUAAUAUUCAGAAAUAGUAAACCGUAUUGCAAAUUAUAUCGUAAAAACAAAAUGUCGCGUAAACAUCAAAUAUUGUAGUAUAUAUUUCUUUAUAAUGUAUUAUAUCGAUAUAAAAGAAAUUUGAAAAUGAAAAGCUUUUUUCAAAGCGAUUAAUUCAUUCUUGUCAAACGAUGUGAGGAUAGACAAAUUUAAUAUGUUUAGUUACAUAAUCGGUAUAGUUGUUGGGAUAUUAAGUUGCAUAACAACAUACUACAAAGCCCACGCACGAUAUAUCGCCAACACGUACGUAAAUUAAAAAGUGAUGAAAAGAAAAGGAUGUUGGUGAUAUGAAAAAGGAGAGGAGAUUAUAAAAGAAGUCGUUGACCGUACAUUACGACCGUACAUUACAUAUCGAUAUUGCGUUAUGUAGAAAGCACCUUUCCUCGAUAAGGAGAUUAAAAAAAUAGUUUCAUGAGCAACCGAAUUCCGAUUGGCCGAGAAUCAGCGUGGGAUCUCUCGAUCGCGCCCUUAUAGAUCGGUUCACUCGAUCUUCCUGGCAAUCGUAUCUGGACCGGUGAUGCUGAAUGAAAGGCAGCUUUCUCAGCACCUUUCCUUUUCGUUCGAUCAUGCGAGUUUACUUUCUGAUUGGUGUCAUUGCUCUCGCGGCUGCAUUGGAGGAUGUAAGUUUAAAUAACAAAAUUGAGUAAUCGUAAUGUAAUGUAGAGGUGUUAUAAUAAACAUUUGUAAAUAAUAAGAA
Vespula vulgaris is the source of this 2917-nucleotide messenger RNA. RefSeq lists its product as uncharacterized. NCBI's taxonomy places the organism in Eukaryota, Metazoa, Arthropoda, Insecta, Hymenoptera, Vespidae. The transcript is spliced from 4 exons. The record is from RefSeq and is a predicted model, not a curated record. The coding region runs from base 968 to 1888 and encodes 306 amino acids.